Molecule: messenger RNA, 633 nt
Organism: Apiotrichum porosum
Lineage: Eukaryota; Fungi; Basidiomycota; Tremellomycetes; Trichosporonales; Trichosporonaceae
Exons: 4
Coding region: 1-633 (210 amino acids)
Biological process (GO): Golgi organization; endoplasmic reticulum to Golgi vesicle-mediated transport; intracellular protein transport
Cellular component (GO): endoplasmic reticulum-Golgi intermediate compartment; endoplasmic reticulum; COPII-coated ER to Golgi transport vesicle
Source: RefSeq, a predicted model, not a curated record
AUGCGCGCUGUCUCGGCGCUCGCUACGGGCAUCCUCCUCGCAGCAGUAGCCCGCGCUACCGCCCUUACAUCGCUGCUUCUCGCCAACCAGCGCGCGUGCUUUUACGCAGAUGUCGACGGCAUUGGAGAGAAGAUUGGCUUCUACUUUGCCGUCCAGUCUGGUGGCUCGUUCGAGAUUGACUGGGUCGUCAUGGACCCCGACGACAAGAUUGUUGUCGAGGGCGACAACGAGCGUCAAGGCGACUUCAUCUUUACGGCCAAGAAGAUUGGAGAGUACUCGUUCUGCUUUGCCAACGAGGCUACUGCCACCGACAAGCUGGUCGACUUUGACAUCAUGGUUGAAUCCGAACCCCGCCGCGUCCUCUCAGCCCAGCAGGCCCCGUUGAAAGAGCACACCUCGGCGCUCGAAGAGUCGACGUACAAGCUCAACGGUCUGCUGAACAGCGUCACACGUACCCAAAAGUACUUCCACACCCGCCACCACCGUAAUUACUCCACUGUCAUCAGCACCCAGAGCAGGAUCUUCUGGUUGACCCUGGUGGAGUGUGUGGCUAUUAUCGGCAUGGGACUGGUGCAGAUCUGGAUUCUCAAGACGUUCUUCUCACGCUCCGGAAACAGGCGGUUCAAGGUGUAG